AUGGUCCAAUCCGGCCAAGGAAAUACAAUUCCUAUCUAUGCAGAGCUACAUGCUGACAUGUUGACACCUGUGUCAGCAUACCUUAAAGUCUCAGAUCGUUCUCGAUACUCAUUCCUGCUUGAAUCAGUCGCUGGAGGUGAAACGAUAGGGCGAUAUUCUUUCAUUGGCUCAGAUCCCUACAAAGUAUUGAAGGUUGGCGACAAUGAAGCUAUCAAGGGAGACCCAUUGAAGGUUGUUGAGGAGGAAUUGAAGGAUAUCAAGUACGUCAAUGUGCCUGGUAUUCCAUCAUUUACUGGUGGUGCUGUCGGAUACAUUGGUUUCGAGUGCUUUCAACAUUUUGAACCAACACUGAAGAGAGAUUUGAAGGAUCCCAUUGGCAUUCCCGAAGCCAUCUUUGUUCUCUGCGAUACAUUAGUUGUCUUUGAUCGAGUUCGCCAAGUCGUCAAUGUCGUAUCACACUUUAGAAGCGAUGUCACCGCUCCCGAAGAUAUAGAACGGGAAUACAUGAAGGCAGCAGAAGAGAUCGAAUGUACAUUAACGCUUUUGAACGAUCCUCAUACCCCUUCUGUUCCUCAGCCUCCCGUCGUCCUUGGAAAUGAAGCCGUUAGCAACGUUGGUAAAGAUGGCUACGAAGGAUUUGUUACCAACUUGAAGCACCACAUUGUUGAAGGCGACAUCUUUCAAGCAGUACCCUCACAGAGACUUGCGCGACCAACUUCACUUCACCCAUUCAAUGUGUACCGUCAUCUUCGUUCCAUCAAUCCUUCACCAUAUAUGUUUUACGUCAACCUGGAUGAAUUUCAGAUCGUUGGUGCAUCUCCUGAAAUGUUGACCAAGGUUGAGAACCGAACAGUAUAUACACAUCCCAUUGCCGGUACACGCAAGCGUGGAAAGACGCCUCAGGAGGAUAAGGCUCUUGCUGAAGAGUUGCUGAGUGAUGUGAAGGAGCGAGCUGAACACGUCAUGUUGGUUGAUCUUGGACGAAAUGAUUGUAACCGCGUUUGCAAACCUGAAAGUGUCCAGGUCGACAAGCUUAUGGAGAUUGAAAUGUAUUCUCAUGUCAUGCAUAUUGUCUCCAAUGUUAGCGGCAAGCUUCGAGAUGAAAUGACCUCUUAUGAUGCUUUCCGAGCAAUUUUCCCGGCUGGAACCGUGUCUGGUGCUCCAAAAAUCAGAGCUGUCGACCUCAUUAUGGGAUUGGAACAGGAAAAGCGUGGAGUCUACGCUGGUUCCGUUGGCCAUUUCGAUUACUCUGGUGACCUGGAUACCUGCAUUGCUAUUCGCACCAUGGUUUUCAAGGAUGGUGUAGCAUACUUGCAAGCCGGUGGUGGUAUCGUUUAUGACUCUGUCGAGGAAGAUGAAUACCAUGAAACAAUGAACAAGAUGGGUUCCAACUUGACGGCAAUAGCCGAGUGCGAGUUGAAGUACUAUGAAGCACAACAAGAAGAAAACUAA
Molecule: messenger RNA, 1452 nt
Organism: Umbelopsis ramanniana AG
Lineage: Eukaryota; Fungi; Mucoromycota; Umbelopsidomycetes; Umbelopsidales; Umbelopsidaceae
Exons: 5
Coding region: 1-1452 (483 amino acids)
Biological process (GO): L-tryptophan biosynthetic process
Molecular function (GO): anthranilate synthase activity
Source: RefSeq, a predicted model, not a curated record